This is a messenger RNA of Leishmania major strain Friedlin, 765 nucleotides long. RefSeq lists its product as hypothetical. The record is from RefSeq and is a predicted model, not a curated record. The transcript has a single exon. Lineage: Eukaryota; Euglenozoa; Kinetoplastea; Trypanosomatida; Trypanosomatidae. Bases 1 to 765 code for a protein of 254 amino acids.
AUGCCUGCGGACUCGACUGCCACGGCACGAGAAGUCCCCAUCGACACCGUUGCGCUUCAGUUGGAUGCCGAGAUGGCUCAGAUGCGAUUGCAAAGACAGCGUUACUCGACGCUGUGCACCCGCAAGAAUCGUCUGCAGGCUCAUGUAGACGAGCUGAAUGCGCAAGGCAAGGAUCUGACCUUCCAGCGUCAACGCGAGCAGACGCGAAGCGCUCAAGAGCUCGAGCACGGGCUUGCGUCGUCUUCUACCUCAUUGCCAGAAAUCUCUCGUACUCCCGGUGAUCAGGCGCAGCUGCCAGCUGAGGUGCUCGGUGGCGCGUUGCAAGAGCUUACUGCUUGCAUCACGGAGCGCCGAGAGCUGCUGCAGCACCUGCGUGACGGCUCUCACGACUGUCUAAAGCUCCGUGAUGCGCGUUUUGCCAAGUGCUCGUUAUCCACGGUUGCGGGGCUGGAUGACCAUGUAGCGUCUCAGAGCGGCAUCCAUGCCUCCGAUACCACGGCGGUCAUCGCUGGCAGGGGCGAGGCGCCAACGAGAUGUGCCGCACGAAAUCCAGUUUCCGACUCCGCCGUGACAAGUGCUGCACCUGCCUCGGGCUUGAGGCAUGUGGAGGAAGGCUUGGCGAAGGCGCACCAGGCACUGUGCCGUGGCGAAGAAAAGGCACUGGCUGAGAGGGAAUAUUUGCUGCUCCUGCUGCAGCAGUGUGCGCAGCCGCAACAGCUACAGCAAGGGCGUGGGCGCCUGGCGUGUCGCCAGAUGGCCGACUGA